This is a messenger RNA of Hevea brasiliensis (rubber tree), 1610 nucleotides long. RefSeq names its product probable purine permease 10. The coding region runs from base 443 to 1582 and encodes 379 amino acids. Gene Ontology annotation, cellular component: membrane. The transcript has 2 exons. Gene Ontology annotation, molecular function: purine nucleoside transmembrane transporter activity. The record is from RefSeq and is a predicted model, not a curated record. Lineage: Eukaryota; Viridiplantae; Streptophyta; Magnoliopsida; Malpighiales; Euphorbiaceae.
GCAAGAAUUCAAGCAAAUAACAAUUGGUUUGAGUAAAAAAUGUGCACCGUCAGAUUGAUGUUCACAACUAUACGUCUUCUCCUUUCUUUUUUUUUUUUUUUUUUUUUUUUUUUUUAACUCCACCUAUUCUAAUACGACAUUCUGGUAAAAUUAAAGGCCUACAAGGCCGGCGGAUUGGAUUCAAGUCCAAACAAACCAAUUGACAGCGCCUUGUAGGGUUCAUAAACUAAGUCAUAAUUCUCUGCUAACAGACAAGCAGGGACAAUCAGUGCCAAAUAGACCAUUGAUCGACAACUGCCCAAGAACUAAAAUUAUACAUUUUAGUUUAAUUUCCAAGUAAAAACUGGUCAGCAGCAAGAAUUGUAUACGGUGAAUUUCUUCUUCUUUGUUUGGAUAAACUAAGAAUUCUCUUUCCCUCUCCAUCUAAGCCUGAUCAUUUUGCAUGGGAGAGGCUCAAGAAGUGCAGCUACACAUCAUGGGGGAGGAAGCUGAAGAGACAACUCGACCUGAGCACACAAAUGUGGCCAACCAGCCAAUACUCCUCCUGCAGCAGAACUUUGGUUGGUGGCUCAGAAUAGCCAUCUUCACAUUCUUCCUUCUUGCAGGCCAGACAGUGGCUACAAUCUUGGGAAGACUAUACUUUGACAAAGGUGGAAACAGCAAGUGGAUGGCAACAUUUGUGCAAACUGCUGGCUUCCCAUUUAUCCUUCUCCUUUACUUCACACCACCACUCAAAAAUCCCACCUCAAACAAUAUUAAACCAAACUCGCCCUCCAAGCUAGUUCUUGUCUUGAUUUAUGCCAUAUUUGGGAUAUUUCUAGGAGCAAAUUGUAUGCUUUAUUCACUUGGGCUCUUAUGCCUGCCAGUGUCUACAUAUACUCUAAUUUGUGCGUCACAAUUAGGCUUCAAUGCUUUGUUUUCCUUCUUCCUCAAUUCACAGAAGUUUACUCCUUUCAUUAUCAACUCUGUAGUUCUUCUUACUAUCUCCUCUACCCUCCUUGUAUUCCAAAGUGACUCCACAGAAUCAAAGAAAAUCUCAAGAGGGAAGUUUGUGAUUGGGUUUAUAUGCACACUUGGUGCUUCUGCUGGGUAUGGAUUGAUACUUUCUUUAACACAAUUCUGUUUCAGGGAAGUGUUAAAACAGGAAAAUUACAAGGUGGUUUUGGAUAUGAUAUUGUAUCCAUCAAUAGUUGCCACUCUGGCUAUCCUGGUGGGACUUUUUGCCAGUGGAGAAUGGAAGGGAUUAAGGAGAGAUAUGGAGGAAUUUGAACUGGGAAAUGUGUCCUACAUCAUGACUUUGAUUUGGACAGCUAUAGGUUGGCAGGUUUUCAAUAUUGGGUGUACUGGGUUGAUCUUUGAAGUUUCUUCACUCUUCUCUAAUGUCAUUAGUACUUUGGGUCUGCCUAUCGGCCCGGUGCUCGCUGUCUUCAUUUUCCAUGAAAAAAUGAAUGGUUUGAAGGUGAUUGCCUUGGUUUUGGCUAUUUGGGGCUUCGUUUCAUAUGUCUAUCAACAUUAUCUUGAUGAUCAAAAGUCCAAGAGUGGAAUAAACAAUGUUCAUGAAGAGGUUCUUAACUUUUACUAAUACAUGAGUAGGAAUUUCUUUAUGCCAA